UAUUCAGAUUAAAAUAAAUAUAUAUUUUAAUAUAUUUUAAAUUAACUAUAUAAAAUAAAUAAAUACUUAAAUUUUGAAAUUUACAUUGAACAAGUAAUGAGAAUUUAAUAUAUUAAUUCCAAAAUUUUCAUUGAAUUUUUAAAAAUGAUUAUAAAUCACUAAAACUAUUAAUAGUCUCAUAUUGAAAAUUUUAUUAUUAAUGAAUUAUUAUCUUUUAAACUUAAUUCUAUGUCAUAUAAAAUAAAUAAAAAUGACUUUUUGGAUUAUUUAUCAUAAAGUGAUUAAAAAGAAAUAACAAUAAUUGUUUGAUUUAAAUGCAGGUUCCAAUUAAUUAUAUACGUAGAUGAUUCAAUAUAUAUUUAUUAUUUCAUGAUAUGUAAAAAUGCAAAUAUAUAAUAAUAGGUAAAAAAAAAUUAUAUAUAUAAUACUGAUCUUAACGUAGUAAAAGUUUUAAUCAUAGGUUUUAGAUAUUCUAGAGUGUGCAACUUUAAAAUAACUUCUUCGUUCACUAAAAACAGAAUCAGUAUGGAUUUGCUUCUUUUGGCAUUUCUAUUUGAGUUUUGUUUUUCCAAAACCUGGCUAGAGGCAAGUCCGAGGUGGGAGACAUGAACUAGUGAAUGAUGUUUUAAAAAUCAUUUAUGUGAUUCUACGAGUCUGAAUAUAGAUAUAAUGAAUAUUUUUGAAGUUUUAAAAAUAAAAAUAACGCAUAGAAACGAUUUAAUAAACAAAUUUGAUAAGAAUCAAAUCUUCGUGUAUGUGUUAAUUAAUAGGCCAAUAGUAUCUUUCUGUAUCUCAAAUGCUGAUAUAAAACGACCAGGAAGAAGUUAACCACAACACUACACAAGAACAGGUGCCUGAAAAAGGCUGUGAUGAGCUAUCGUUUUCUUAAGGUUCAAGUAGUUUAGAGCACCAUUAACCUAGCAUCCCUAAUGGAAUGCUUAUUUUUUUAUUUUAUUUUUUGUCUGAUUUUAAAAAUAAAAUAAAAACAAACCAAUCGCGGGUCACCACGUGUCAGUGAAGACCGUGAAAACACGGUUCUUAAUUAGACUACGCAGGCAUCGGUGUUUAGUUUUUAUGUGGGACUCAUUCUUUAUUAUAAUAAUUUUUUUUAAGCUCCUCCACCUAAGCGUCUGCAUUGCUGCUGCUCUUAGAAAAGAAGGAAGAGGAUAAGGAAGAAGAAGAAAAUGACGAGUUGGGCAAGCAUAAGAUCAAUUUUCAUGCACGCGGAUGGUGUGGAUUGGAUGUUGAUGGGAUUAUUCGGAGCCGUAGCUGAUGGCUUCAUCACUCCUAUUUAUUUACUUAUCAUCGGCUUACUACUAAAUGACUUAGGUGGUUCUUCCAGUGAUAGAACCUUCAUGAAAGCUAUCUCCAAGAAUGCUUUAGUUUUGCUUUAUGUGGCUGCUGCAUCUUGGGUGAUAUGUUUCCUUGAAGGAUAUUGCUGGACAAGAACAGGGGAGAGACAAGCAGCAAGAAUGAGAGAGAGAUAUUUGAAAGCAGUCUUAAGACAAGAUGUGGCUUACUUUGAUCUUCAUGUCACCAGCACUUCUGAUGUUAUCACCAGUGUUUCUAGUGACAGCCUCAUCGUCCAAGACUUCCUCAGUGAAAAGCUACCCAACUUUUUGAUGAAUGUAUCUGCGUUUUUCGCAAGCUACAUUGUGGGUUUCAUCAUGCUGUGGAGACUCACAAUUGUAGGCUUCCCUUUCAUCGUUAUCCUCUUGAUCCCUGGACUCAUGUACGGACGAACCCUCAUUGGCAUAUCGAGGAAGAUACGCGAAGAGUACAACGAAGCUGGUUCUAUUGCCGAGCAAGCCAUCUCUUUGGUGCGAACCGUCUACGCAUUUGGCAGUGAGACUAAGUUGAUAGCUAGAUUCUCAGUUGCGCUUCAAAGCUCGGUGAAACUAGGGCUGAGACAAGGGAUAGUUAAAGGAAUCUCCCUUGGGAGCAAUGGUAUCAUCUACGCCAUUUGGGGCUUCAUGACUUGGUAUGGAAGUCGGAUGGUUAUGGACCACGGCGCUAAAGGCGGUACCGUCUUUGCAGUCAUCUCAUGCGUUACCUUUGGCGGCACAUCACUUGGUCAAGGUUUGUUGAAUCUCAAAUAUUUUUCAGACGCGGUUGUAGCAGGGGAAAGGGUCACCAAAGUGGUGAAAAGAGUUCCCGAUAUUGAUUCAAACAACAUGGAAGGUCAAAUUCUAGAGAAUAUUAAAGGAGAAGUUCAAUUUAAACAUGUAAAAUUCAUGUACCCGUCGAGACCUGAAACCCUAAUCCUUGGCGAUUUAUGUUUGAGAAUUCCAUCAGGAAAAACUGUUGCUCUAGUUGGCGGAAGCGGGUCGGGAAAAUCAACUGUGAUAUCGCUUUUGCAGAGGUUCUAUGACCCGGUCGCAGGAGAGGUUCUCAUUGAUGGUGUGCCCAUUAAUAGGCUGAUGGUAAAGUGGUUAAGGUCGCAAAUGGGUCUAGUUAGCCAAGAGCCAGUGCUCUUCGCCACAUCGAUAAAGGAAAACAUAUUGUUUGGAAAAGAAGAUGCGUCCAUGGAUGAAGUAGUGGAAGCUGCAAAGGCCUCAAAUGCUCAUACUUUCAUCUCUCAGUUCCCUCAUGAUUACAAUACUCAGGUUGGAUCAAGACAUUUGCAAAUGUCAGGUGGUCAGAAGCAGAGGAUUGCAAUAGCACGUACCAUGAUUAAAUCACCAAAAAUUCUCCUUUUAGAUGAGGCAACAAGUGCAUUGGACUCGGAAUCAGAAAGAGUAGUCCAAGAAGCCUUGGACAAGGCCUCUCUUGGUCGUACAACUAUUGUUAUUGCCCACCGCCUCUCUACUAUUCGUAAUGCUGAUGUUAUUUGUGUAGUCCAUAAUGGUCGCAUUGUAGAAACAGGAUCACACGAAGAGCUCAUGGAGAAUUUGGAUGGUCACUAUACUUCUCUGGUUCGCUUACAACAGAUGGAGAAUGAAGAAUCAGAUGUUAACAUCAGUGUAAGGGUGCAAGGGGGUCAAUUAUCAAUUUUGAGCAAAGAUUUGAAGUAUAGUCCAAAACUCUCUAUUGAUAGCGGGUCUAACUUGUUAACGAAAUCAAGCACUGAUUCGAAUACUCCUGGUUUGAUACCUAAGGAUAAGAAGCUGCAUGUGCCAUCAUUUAAGAGAUUGAUGGGAAUGAAUAGACCAGAGUGGAAACAUGCAAUAUCUGGUUGCUUAAGUGCAGCUUUAUAUGGGACCGUACAACCAAUAAACGCAUAUGUUUCAGGAUCGAUGGUGUCACUGUAUUUCUUAACGAAUCAUGAGGAGAUCAGGGAGAAAACAAGGAUCUAUGUGUUGGGUUUUGUUGGUCUAGCACUGUUUGUUUUCUUGACUAAUAUCGUUCAACAUUAUAGUUUUGCUUACAUGGGUGAAAGCCUAACAAAACGUAUACGAGAAAAGAUGCUCUCAAAGAUAUUGACCUUUGAAGUCAAUUGGUUCGAUGAAAACGAGAACUCGAGUGGUGCAGUUUGCUCAAGACUUGCCAAAGAAGCUAACUUGGUGAGAUCUCUGAUUGGUGAACGGCUAUCAUUGUUGGUACAAACCAUAUCAGGAGUGACCCUAGCUUGCACACUUGGUUUGGUAAUCGCUUGGCGAUUAGCCAUUGUGAUGAUUGUGACGCAGCCAGUGGUUGUUGCAUGCUUCUACACUCAAUCCAUUCUGCUCAAAAGCAUGUCCAAAAGAGCAAUUAAAGCUCAAGAUGAGAGUAGCAAACUUGCAGCGGAAGCUGUCUCCAAUAUCCGCACCAUCAUAGCUUUUUCGUCACAAGAGAGGAUCUUGAAGUUACUCAAAAGGGUCCAAGACGGUCCACGGAAAGAAAGUGUUCGCCAAUCGUGGUUAGCAGGGAUUGUAUUGGGGACUUCACGAAGCCUUUUAACGUGCACUGGGGUUCUGAAUUACUGGUAUGGUGGAAGACUAAUAGCAGAUGGAAAAAUCGCGGCAAAAGCAUUCUUUGAGAUGUUUAUGAUCUUUGUGAGUACGGGCAGGGCUAUUGCAGACGCUGGGACCAUGACUACCGAUUUAGCCAAGGGCUCGGAUGCAGUUGGGUCUGUGUUUGCUGUGUUAGAUCGAUGUACAACCAUUGAGCCGGAGGACCCAAAUGGAUAUCUUCCGGAAAAGAUAAAGGGACUAAUCAGCUUUGUUAAUGUGGACUUUGCUUACCCCACCCGACCAAAUGCGGUUAUAUUCAAGGACUUUUCCAUUGAGAUAGAGGAAGGAAAGUCGACAGCUAUUGUAGGUCCAAGUGGGUCAGGUAAGUCGACAAUAAUUAGUUUGAUCGAGCGGUUCUACGACCCGCUAAAGGGUUCGGUGAGAAUCGAUGGCCGUGAUCUGAAGUCGUAUAAUUUGAGGUCGCUUCGUCGACACAUAGCUUUGGUUAGCCAAGAGCCAGCUUUAUUCGCCGGGACUGUCCGAGAGAACAUAAUGUACGGAGCAGCAUCUGAAAACAUCGACGAAUCUGAGAUAAUCGAGGUGGCAAAGGCAGCAAACGCUCACGAAUUCAUCACAUCACUAUCGAACGGCUACGAUACCAUCUGCGGAGCCAGAGGACUGCAACUAUCGGGUGGGCAAAAACAGAGGAUUGCGAUAGCUCGUGCGGUUCUGAAGAACCCGUCCGUGCUGCUCCUGGAUGAAGCCACGAGCGCUUUGGACAGCCAGUCUGAGCGCCUGGUCCAGGACGCGCUCGAGCGAGUGAUGGUCGGAAGGACGAGCGUAGUGAUCGCGCAUAGGCUUAGCACGAUCCAGAACUGCAACGUGAUCGCAGUUUGGGACAAAGGGAAAGUAGUUGAAUGUGGAGACCACUCGUCCUUAUUGGCAAAGGGUCCCACGGGAGCUUACUUCUCAUUGGUCAAUCUCCAAAGAAAUCUCUGCUGACUGGCAACAUGCCGUUUUCCGUUUUCUCUUAAACAGAAAGAAGAUAAGUAAAGAAAGAAGAUGAAGAGCAGGGAAACCAUAAAGAUGUUUUUUCUUGCAAGUCUUGCAUUCACUUAUGAAGUUUUGUUGCUGUUAAUGUAAAGAAAACCAUGGUAUCAAAGAUUUCAAGAGAAUUAAACAGAAAACGUAAUAAGUGUUGAAGACACUAGAGGACUAGUGUUUGCUUCAUCAUUACGCAUUUAGUAAAAUUUCUAUAGUAAGUGGUUACUUAUAUCCUCAGAUGUGAAAGUAGACGUCUUACCAUUUUGGAACCGGAGUAAAUCCAUCUUCCUUCAAGCAACACAUAGAUAGGUAAGAUUCUCUUUAACUAAGACGCCACCAUAUCCUGUCAAAAAUAAAAUAAAAACAAUAUUGUAAACAUGAAAGAUUUCAGAAAAAAAGUGAGAUAAUAUUGUGUUAAAAAAAAAAAAGUAAGAUUAAUAUA
Messenger RNA from Brassica rapa (field mustard), 5358 nucleotides. Its product is annotated as ABC transporter B family member 22. Gene Ontology annotation, biological process: transmembrane transport. The record is from RefSeq and is a predicted model, not a curated record. Gene Ontology annotation, cellular component: membrane. Gene Ontology annotation, molecular function: ATP hydrolysis activity; ABC-type transporter activity; ATP binding. NCBI's taxonomy places the organism in Eukaryota, Viridiplantae, Streptophyta, Magnoliopsida, Brassicales, Brassicaceae.